This is a messenger RNA of Tetrahymena thermophila SB210, 1716 nucleotides long. RefSeq lists its product as hypothetical. The record is from RefSeq and is a predicted model, not a curated record. The transcript has a single exon. Lineage: Eukaryota; Ciliophora; Oligohymenophorea; Hymenostomatida; Tetrahymenidae.
AUGCAACAAGAAGACCCAGAUCAAUAAUUUAGUAUAAAAGAUGCUAUAUCUUUUAAAAAAGACAAGCAUAGGGUUGAAAUUAGAAAAAAGAAUAUCUAAGCAACUUUAAAAAAUAAGAGGUUAAACAAUUUUAUCAUGAAUAUGCAACCUAAUGUUGAUAAUGGCUAACAAAAUAACUCAAUUAUGUAAGAUUUUAAUAAUUAAGAUCCCGCUUAAGAAUAAGGAAAUGAAAUCACUCUCUAGUUUUAUAUUUAGACAAUAAAUCAGGAAUGCGAUAGCAAUUAAUUUUUGAACCAAAGCGAUAAAAUAAGUAGAUGCUUAAAAAUCCUUAAUUCCCAUCUUUUGUGCACAAUAAAAACUACAGAUCUUGAGUAUUAAUAGUAAUAAUUAAUUUAAUUUAUGAGAUCAGGAGGAUGUGAAUGCAUUCUUUAGUUUUUUGCAGAAAAAUAUGAUUAAGUACCUCUACUUUAAGCAUAAUCUAUAGGAAUGAUAGGAAAUAUCUUUUCUCUAAGCAACUGUUCAAUUCUUUCCUUUUUAAUUUAAAGUGGUAUUGUUAGUUAUUUGAUAAAGCUUCUUAUUAGAGUAAGUGAGUUUAUAUUAGCAGAACAACAAUUAAAAUAAACAUUCUAAGAUGUUAAAAAUGAGCUUUUAAGUGAAAUAUUUAGAACAAUUGCAAAUAUGGCAGGUGAGAGUUAUGAGUAUAGAAUAGAAUUAUCCUAAAAUGGACUAAUUAGAUAUCUUACUAGUGAUUUAUUUGGAAAAAUAUGCAUUAAUAUUAAUAAGUCUAUUGUUGCAAAUAUUGUAUUUUUAAUUAAGAAUAUGCUAUGCUCAACACCAUCUCUUAAAGAGGAAAUUACUGAAUAAUUCAUUCCUUUAGUUUCUGCCUUUUUUUUAAGCAGUGAUUUAUCAUUAGAAUCAUUGUAAGACUGUGUACUUUCGAUAAGAAGCUAUGCAAAAUUUGGUAACACUAUUGCUAGGGCUAAGAUGCUUUCAUAAGGAGGUGUAUUUGAAAAGAUUCAUGAUCUGAUUAAUCCCAAUAUUAAUACUGACUUUUCAAUAGUGUAUUAUGCAAUGUCUACACUUAAAGAUUAUAUGAAAUAUUAAAAUAGACAAGCUGAAUAUGUUUUUAACAUCAAAGGAGAACAGAUUUUCGACUUUUUAGAAUAUUACUUGAAUGGAGAAAUUAAAAUUCAAAAUUUAAAUAAACAAGAUUAAUAAAGUGCUGUUACAGACUUAUAAAUGUAAGCCAUAGAUAUUCUUCACCUUUAUGUUCUAUGUGAUGAUCCUCUGUUUUUCUCAUUUAUAUACGAUCAAGGAAUAAAGCUAAUAUAAUUAAUUAUGAAAAUAGCAAUAUAUUCAGCAAAUAAUAAAAUAAAUUAUAAAGCAAAAGAAUUUUUAUUCACUUCUAUAUAAAGAUCUACUUAUGAGUAGUAAAAGCAACUUGUAUCUUUAAAUAUUCUUCAAGUUAUUUUAGAUGCUAUAUAAGAAGAUGAAAUAUCUUUGAUGUACAAAGGUUUAAGAUCCCUAGUAUAGCUUUUAUAAGUUGCAGAAUCCCAAAUUGGCUAAAGCCCUGAAUAUGCAUAAAUUAAUUAUGUUAAGGAUAUUAUGGAAAGAUCAUAUUAAUUUAGGUAAGUAAUUGAAUCUGUCCAAAGCCAUCCUAACAACGAUAUAUACGAAUUAGCUAACGAGAUAUUAGAAAUUUACUUUAAAAAUUGA